UGAAAAGAUGGAAUUUUUUCAUCGUUUGUGGACAAAGUCAACUCAAUGCAAAGCCUUGGAACAGUCGAGCGGGAAAUUAGAGACAUUGUUUUUCGAAUCUGUUUACCGUGUUACGUAUUUUGCAGGAUGGGCUCUUUUGGACAACACCUUAAAGUAUCGCAUAUAUAGCGGGAUCCUGAAGCUGGCGGUCGGUUUCUUGAUAAGCUGCGAGGCUUGGCAUCUCGUGAGCAAGUCUACCAGCUUAGAUGGCAUCAUUGACAACGUUAAUGUUACUCUCAUGCACUUAAUUGCUCUAUAUAGAUAUCAAAAUAUGAGAGCAAAUAAAACAAUUUACAAAAAGCUUGCGUCAGCUAUGGAGUCUCCUUACUUUGAUACAUCCACACCGAGGCGACAGGAAAUGGUUAGGUUUUGGUCUCAAAGGAACGAGAGAUUUUUAAAACUACUACUGCUGUUGGGUUCUUGUACUCUAGCUGCGUGGCACAUCUACCCUUUAGUGGACGACAUAGAUUACAAUCUGAUGGUAUCAGCGCGCUUCCCUUUUGAAUAUCAAACGCCGAUUCGUUUCCCGAUCCUUUAUAUCAUAGUACUCAUAACAUUUAAUUAUGCCUCUCUGUUCGUAAUGGUCAACGAUCUCAUAAUGCAGGCGCAUUUGAUGCACCUGUUGUGUCAGUAUACCGUAUUAGGAGAUUGCUUCGAGGGCAUUAUUGACGAUUGUAUUGGAGACAAAAAUAGAAAGGAUGAAAGACACAUUAUUAGUACAGAUCAAUUUAGAGAGAAAUUCUUAAAUAGGCUGAACGAUUUGGUGGAGCAACACAAAUUUAUUUUAAACAACACAAUGGAACUGAAGCAUUCGUUAAGUAUACCAAUGUUGGGACAGCUGGCGGCAAGCGCAAUGCUUAUAUGCUUUGUUAGUUAUCAAGCUAUAAGAACGGCUGGACCGAACAAUGUAAAGUUUUUCAUGAGUCUCCUCUAUUUGAUGUACAACCUUUUCGAGUUGUCUAUUUUCUGCAAGUGGUGUGAUGAGAUCAAAUUACAGAGUGAAAAUAUCGCUAAUUCAGUUUACUGUGCGCGUUGGGAGAGGGGUCUGACAGCGACAAGAGGAGUGGGCGCAUGCCUGUUGCUGAUCGCGACUCGCGCUCGCAAGCCGCUCGUCCUCACCGCCGGAGGCUUGUUCGAUUUGUCACUAGCCUCAUAUACCACUUUGGUGAAGACGUCCUAUUCAGCUGUUACAGUUUUGCGAAGAUUUCAGCAGAAUUAG
Molecule: messenger RNA, 1258 nt
Organism: Vanessa tameamea
Lineage: Eukaryota; Metazoa; Arthropoda; Insecta; Lepidoptera; Nymphalidae
Exons: 9
Coding region: 8-1258 (416 amino acids)
Biological process (GO): sensory perception of smell; detection of chemical stimulus involved in sensory perception of smell
Cellular component (GO): plasma membrane
Molecular function (GO): olfactory receptor activity; odorant binding
Source: RefSeq, a predicted model, not a curated record